Messenger RNA from Babesia ovata, 2649 nucleotides. RefSeq names its product ATPase domain containing protein. The coding region runs from base 1 to 2649 and encodes 882 amino acids. Gene Ontology annotation, biological process: rRNA acetylation involved in maturation of SSU-rRNA. The transcript has 3 exons. Gene Ontology annotation, cellular component: nucleolus; 90S preribosome. Gene Ontology annotation, molecular function: ATP binding; tRNA binding; 18S rRNA cytidine N-acetyltransferase activity. The record is from RefSeq and is a predicted model, not a curated record. Lineage: Eukaryota; Apicomplexa; Aconoidasida; Piroplasmida; Babesiidae.
AUGAAGAAGAAGGUGACGUCCGAUAUUCGGUCGCUCGUAGAGCACGCCGUAGAGACAGGCGAGCGCUGUCUGUUCGUCAUUGUGGGCGACAAGGGCCGUUUGCAGGUGUCUAAUCUGCAUUACUUGCACCAGCGUGUUUCUGGCAAUAAGGCCAGGGUGCUGUGGUGCUACAAGAAAAGCCUAGAGAUGUCGUCGCACCAUCGCAAGCGCCACAAGUUACAAAAGAAGCUUGCAUACCGUGGAUUGUACGAUGAGGCUACUGAGGACCCGUACGAGCUGUUCCUCCGUACCACCGAAAUUCGCUACUGCUACUAUAAGGAGUCUCAGAAGGUUCUUGGUCAAACAUUUGGCUUUCUCGUACUCCAGGACUUCGAGGCACUAACGCCAAACGUGCUAUGCCGUACAGUUGAGACGGUACAGGGCGGAGGCGUAAUAGUUCUGCUCCUACACACGAUGUCAUCUCUCAACCAGCUGUACGAGAUUUCUAUGGACAUACACGCCAAACUCGUAAGCCACGGCCACAGCACGAUUGAGCCAAGAUUUGUGAAACGUUUUAUUUAUUCGUUGGCAAGUGCGCGCAACACAAUCGUCGUUGACGACGAACUAAAUGUGCUCCCGAUAGCGAAGAUGACGCUGUCCGAUUUGACGAAGUCGCGGAGCGAUAAAAAGCUGAGCAAACUGCAGCUCUCUCUGAGCUCAAGCGAAGAGGACGCCCUGGAGAUGAAGAUUUUGACAAAGAUUUCUACACUGUGUAUCAAGCAUGGCCAGUUGAAGGCUCUGAUAACGCUGUUCAAUGCAGUUUCCAAGGGCGCCGAGAUUCAGCAGCGCCUGAACAUAACGACGAUAAUUAGCGCUCGUGGUAGGGGAAAGAGUGCGACUAUCGGGUUAUUUUUAUCAUCCGCAUUGAAUAUGGGGUUCCGCAACAUUCUGAUCGUUGCGCCCGCCGUGGAGAAUGUUCAGACACUAUACAGCUUUUUGGAGAGCGGUUUGCAGCUGCUGGGCACACCCGACAACUCCAAGGUGGUCGUUUCGCGCAAAGAUGGCUACGUGGAGUGCUUGACGCUCACCGUGAGGGGAAGCACAUGCGUGAAGUUUGUUGAAUCGAGCACUAUCGACCCCAAAGUGGGUGCCAACAACUACCUGUUCGACAUCUUGAUCAUUGAGGAGGCUGCGUCCAUACCUCUGCCAAUCGUCGAGUCUUUGUGCAAAAAGGGCAUAGUUAUAAUUUCCUCCACAGUUGGAGGUUACGAGGGUACCGGCCGGUCCCUAAGCUUGAAGCUUAUUGAGCGUUUCCGUAACACGAUACCGGAUGCGCUCACCGAGAUCACGUUGAAGGAGCCCAUCCGUUACAGCAAAAACGACUCCAUUGAGAACUGGCUCAACGGAGUGCUGUGUCUGGGCACCCCUGUGGAUGAUCCGAAGGAACGCACGACGUUGCCGCCUCCAAGCAAGUGCCAACUUUACGUGGUAAAUCGUGAUGUGCUGUUUUCGUACCAUUCCAAGGCUGAGUCCUUUUUGAACUCAAUUACGGCUGUGUUGUCGUCAUCGCAUUACCGUAACUCCCCGGACGACCUGCUGUUGCUGAGCGAUGCACCAGCUCACAAGCUGUUUGUGCUUAUGGCCCCAGGUUUGGACUCCGAGAACCAGGAUUCGGUAUCAGCGCUGGAGAGUCGCGUUUUUUGCGUAUUGCACGUGGCCAUUGAAGGCAGAAUAAGCAAGCUGGUUGCGAAGGAGGCUGUGGCGCAGGGCACCACUAAGAAGAGUGGCGACCUGAUUCCGUGGACUCUGACCCAGAACUUCUGCAGCGAGGACUUUUGCCAGUUGCUGGGUGUUCGUAUAGUGCGAAUUGCUGUUCCUCAGGCACUUCAGAAUAUGGGAUACGGAUCGGAGUGCCUCUCUCAGUUCAUAAACUGCGUCAAUGGUGCAGUGAACCAGGUGCCCGCAAGUGACUCCCUGCUGGUGCCUGUGGAUCCUGCCGCCGGCCUUGAGGAUGGUGCGGAAAAGGUUGACUAUGUUGGAACAUGCUUCGGAUUAAACUCUCAAUUGCUCAAAUACUGGAUUAAACAGUCGUUCAAGCCAGUUUACUGUCGGCAGGUACCGAACGAGGCGACUGGCGAGUUCUCCAUAAUAUUGCUGCGCGCAACCGACACUGCCACAUCGGCACCCGACUCUGAGGACUCUCAGAAAGAGUGGUUGAGUGAAUUCUGCUCCGAUUUCUCAAGGCGCCUUCUCGGGCUAUCUGGUUCGUGCUGGCGGUCGCUGCCCGCCACAUUGGUGCUCAUGCUGCUGACGGCUUCAAGCGAGCACAUCAAGGCGCAUGACGACAAAACUCUUCUCGAGGUGUUUACUUCUUUCGAUUUGGGUCGGCUCGAGCGCUACUCUGCGCAACUCGCAGAGUUCACGUUGGUGACGGACCUGCUGCCCAUAAUGUGCCGCUUCGUGUUUGAGAAAAAGGUGGACAUUUCGCUGUCCUACUUGCAGUGCGCAAUACUGCUCGGUAUCGGCUGUCAGGGCAAAUCCCCGAUGGCUCUAUCGCAGGAGCUUAACAUGCCGCUCAACCAGACGAUGGCGCUACUUCAUAAGAGCGUGAGCAAGUUCUCCAAGAAGCUGAGUCUGUUGGAGAAGGAACAGGUGGCUAAUUCUCUUUGA